Messenger RNA from Penicillium soppii, 4260 nucleotides. It is a transcript of the gene pmcA, whose product is annotated as putative P-type calcium ATPase. Gene Ontology annotation, biological process: intracellular calcium ion homeostasis; calcium ion transmembrane transport. The record is from RefSeq and is a predicted model, not a curated record. Gene Ontology annotation, molecular function: ATP binding; P-type calcium transporter activity; ATP hydrolysis activity. Gene Ontology annotation, cellular component: membrane; intracellular membrane-bounded organelle. The transcript has a single exon. NCBI's taxonomy places the organism in Eukaryota, Fungi, Ascomycota, Eurotiomycetes, Eurotiales, Aspergillaceae. The coding region runs from base 1 to 4260 and encodes 1419 amino acids.
AUGUCCGACUCACACAAUGAACCGGCUCAACCGUCAACUCCCCUGCGGAGAGAGCGCGCCCCGACAAUUACCAUCGAUACAUCAGCCGUGAACUCCCCCGAUACUUCAAAUCCUCCUAUUCAAGUCUUCUCCGAGGAAACCUCGGCCCAGACCUUGACGGACAACGCCCAUGCCGGUGACUCCAGCGCACUGCUAAACAAUGGCAGCAUAUCUCCCACCGAUAUACGGUCCACAGCAUCCAUUCGCUCCAACGCCUCGUCCGAGGCCCGUGACAGAGAGGACCGCCCAUUAUCACCUCACAACGUCUCCUCACCCAAGGCCAAAUUUCCCGAUCCGCAUUCGAACUUCCUUUCCGUCCCCGGAACUCGUUCCCGAGGGAACUCCUUGGAGUCCGAGGAUACCAGUCAAACCUCCUCUACGUAUGGCGGCGAGACAUAUGUGACUUCGGCAUCUCAUGGAUCGAGGUCUGAUCUGAUGAAGAAUGUCUUCGUCGAUGAUGAAGAUGCUCUAACCCCAGACCCCGGCCGUGAAUCCGAGUUUGAAGUUGAGGAUAACAAAUUUGCUUUCUCGCCCGGCCAGCUGAACAAGCUGUUGAACCCCAAGAGCUUUGGGGCAUUCCGUGCGUUAGGGGGUUUACGGGGUCUUGAGAAAGGAUUGCGAACCGAUGUGCGAAGUGGUUUGAGCGUGGAUGAGACCACGCUCGAUGGGACUGUUAGCUUUGACGAUGUUACUUCGCCAGAUAAAACGCUCAAAUCUGUCUCGCCAAAGCCAUCACCGCCCCCUGCCGAGGGAUCUGUAACCACACAAGCCCGGAAUGAUUUCACCGACCGCAGACGGAUAUACGGCGAUAAUAAGCUUCCAGAAAGGAAGUUAAAGACCAUCUGGGAGCUGGCUUGGAUUGCAUAUAAUGAUAAAGUGCUGAUCCUGCUGACCAUUGCGGCUGUUAUCUCUCUUGCUGUCGGAAUCCCACAAUCGAUCCACCCAGCAAAUCCAAAGGAACCUGGGGUUGAAUGGGUGGAAGGUCUGGCAAUUUUGGUGGCCAUCAUCAUUGUUGUUACUGUUGGUGCAGCAAACGAUUGGCAAAAGGAACGACAAUUUGCGAAACUAAACAAAAAGAAAGAAAACCGACAAGUCAAGGUUAUGCGAUCUGGUCGAACAGAGGAAAUAUCAGUUCACGAUGUUUUGGUUGGGGAUGUCAUGCAUUUGGAAGCUGGCGAUAUGGUCCCGGUCGAUGGGAUUCUAAUUGAAGGCCACGAUCUGAAGUGCGAUGAAUCUUCAGCUACCGGCGAGUCUGAUGUUCUUCGGAAAACCGCCGGUGAUGAAGUGUAUCGCACCAUUGAAAAUCACGAAGACUUGAAGAAGAUGGAUCCUUUCAUUAUUUCCGGCGCCAAGGUUUCUGAAGGUGUCGGCACGUUUUUGGUUACUGCUACUGGUAUGCAUGCUACCUUCGGCCGGACUAUGAUGUCUCUCCAGGAGGAGGGCGAGACAACCCCUCUGCAAACCAAACUCAACGUACUGGCCGAGUAUAUCGCCAAGCUCGGCCUUGCCUCUGGUUUGUUGUUGUUUGUGGUUCUUUUCAUCAAAUUCCUGGUUCGCCUCCACUCGAUUGAAGGUGGCGCAGACGCCAAGGGUCAAGCAUUCCUCCAAAUCUUCAUUGUGGCUGUUACUAUCGUCGUCGUCGCGGUACCAGAGGGUCUGCCGCUGGCCGUCACACUCGCUCUCGCAUUUGCAACGACACGAAUGAUCAAAGACAACAACCUUGUUCGCUACCUGAAAGCCUGUGAGACCAUGGGCAACGCCACCACCAUUUGCUCUGAUAAAACUGGAACCCUCACGGAAAAUAAAAUGACUGCGGUAGCCGCGACUCUGGGGACUACAUCGCGAUUUGGAAAGUACUCCGGCGUCUCACCCGAUGAUAAAACCGAGAUACCCGCUUCCGAGUUUGUAUCUACACUUUCGCAGUCGGUGAGAAAUAUUUUGUACCAAUCGAUUGUCUUCAACUCGACCGCAUUUGAAGGCGAGUCAGAUGGAGUGAAGACGUAUAUCGGUUCCAAGACAGAGACCGCCCUCUUGACUUUUGCUAGGGACAACCUUGGGAUGGGAGCUCUUGGCGAAGCAAGGGCCAACGGCGAACUCGCGCAAAUGUACCCAUUCGAUUCUGCACGCAAAUGUAUGGCAGUUGUCAUCAAGUUGGAGAAUGGAAGGUACCGAAUGCUAGUCAAGGGUGCCGCGGAGAUCUUGGUCGCCAAGUCGACACGCAUUAUCCGUGACCCCAGCGACACACUAUCUGAGGCUCAUCUAUCCGAUGACAACAGAACCACUCUGAACACUAUCAUGACCAACUACGCCUCCCGCUCUCUCCGGUGCAUUGCCCUUGUUUACCGUGACUUCGAACAGUGGCCGCCGCGUGGAGCCCCAGUCUCGGAAACUGAUCGCAACCAUGCGGUUUUCGAACCAAUCUUUAAGGACAUGGCGAUGCUGGGUAUCUUUGGUAUCCAGGAUCCAGUCAGAGCUGGAGUUCCUGAAGCAGUCCAUGCUUGCCAGAGCGCUGGAGUUUUCGUUCGUAUGGUCACUGGUGAUAACGUCAUGACCGCCAAGGCCAUUGCCCAAGAGUGUGGUAUCUUCACAGAAGGUGGUAUCGCCAUUGAAGGCCCCAAAUUCCGCAAGCUUAGCACCCGCCAAAUGAACCAGAUCAUUCCCAGACUUCAGGUUCUCGCCCGAUCCAGUCCUGAUGAUAAGAAGAUUCUGGUUAAUCAGCUAAAGAAGCUUGGUGAGACUGUUGCUGUGACUGGUGAUGGUACCAACGAUGCCCAAGCGCUCAAGAAUGCCGAUGUUGGUUUCGCUAUGGGUAUUGCUGGCACUGAAGUUGCCAAGGAGGCAUCUGAUAUUAUUCUUAUGGAUGACAACUUUUCGUCUAUUGUGAAAGCUAUUGCAUGGGGUCGAACCGUCUGUGAUGCUGUGAAGAAGUUCCUUCAGUUCCAGAUUACUGUCAACAUUACCGCUGUUGUUCUUACUUUCGUCUCUGCAGUUGCCAGUGAUAGCGAGGAUUCAGUGCUGAGUGCAGUACAGCUGCUGUGGGUCAACUUGAUCAUGGACACUUUCGCCGCUCUCGCUUUGGCGACAGACCCUCCUACGCCAACUGUCCUCGACCGAAGACCCGAAUCGAAGUCUGAUCCGCUCAUCACUCUGACCAUGUGGAAGAUGAUUAUUGGACAAUCUAUCUACCAACUGGUUGUAACCUUCGUUCUGAAUUUCGCUGGCAAUAGUAUCUUCACUUGGGACUACGAUCAUAUGCAGACUGUGGUUUUCAACACCUUCGUCUUCAUGCAAAUUUUCAACCAGUACAACUCCCGUCGCAUUGACAACAAAUUCAACAUCAUGGAGGGAAUUUGGAAGAACAGUUGGUUCAUUGGUAUUCAACUCAUCAUUAUUGGAGGCCAAGUUUUGAUUAUCUUUGUUGGUGGCGCUGCCUUCUCUGUCAAGCGCCUUGACCAAGGCUCACAGUGGGCUGUCAGUCUUGUUCUGGGAGCUCUCUCCCUCCCAAUCGCUGUGAUAAUUCGUUUGAUCCCAGAUGAGCUCGUCAGCAAACUCAUUCCAAAAUUCUGGUCCCGCAACGAGGGACCAGAACUAGUCGUCUCCGAUGAAGACCGCAACUACGAAUGGAACCCAGCCCUCGAAGAGAUCCGCGACCAGCUCGCCUUCAUCAAGCGCGUCCGUGGCGGCCGGCUCCGCCACAUCCGCCACAAGCUGCAACACCCUCAGGAAUUACUUCCCCGAUCCCGCAGCGGUUCCCGAUCUCGCGAUUCCUCUUCCCCACCUACGCCAAACGGCGACAACGACAACGGUAGCCCAACCCCCCAGCCCAUGACCCCAGAGUCUCGUUCCAGACGCAACACGCGAUCCCGCUCGAAUUCGACAUUCGGUCCUGCCGCCGCCAUGGCAGGGAUCGUCGCCGGCAGUAUUGCCGGAUGGUCUCCCAUCGAGCGAGGCCAUGGCGAAGCCGAUUCAAUCAGCUUCCCAACAAAUGGUGGUCCCUUUAGCGGUCUGGACCGCGAGCCGGGCAUCGAAAUCCACCCAGACACCGCGGCCGACGAGCGCAUGCUGAGCGAUUACGAUGCCAACUCUGGAACACCACCGAGCCAGAACCCAGAUCUUAUUCCGUUCUUCGAGCAUGCUCCGCCAGAACGGGCGCCCUCUAGCCGUGGCCGUCGCUCUUUGUCUCAACGCUCGAGAUCAAGUCUCAGCCAGUCCCAUGUGUAA